UGAGUGUACAACGUUCCGAGCGAGCUCCGUCGCCAAUCGCUCAACUCAAGCCUUUGCGCAGCUUGCAGGAUGACCAGCCACGGCGUAGCCCGCACCGCGCGGUUCCGAACUGACGAACAGCGCCAACAAGACCUCGAAAAGAUCCAGAAAUACCGAUCCUUGGAAGACCAAGUUCGCCACCAGAUCACCGAGAGCCAAUACGGCCUGGAGGCAUUCCAACUUACCUCUAAAAUCCUUCGUCUUAAUCCCGAGUACUACACAAUAUGGAACGCCCGCAGGCGCUGUCUAAUAUCUGGCUUAUUAUCCAAACCAUCGGCUGGGUCGUUGCCCUCGAAGGCGUCGCCGAGUACUUCAGCGACCGGCAUUCCCACAACCUCUUCCGCCGCCUCGUUUCCCUCAUCCUCGACCGAGACCCCGCAAGUCCCCGACCCCCCGACAGCUGGGAGGACUGGUACAACAGUUGAUCAAGAAUCCGCAGCGACCGCAGAUCAUGUUUCGCAACAGGAGCAAGAUACAGGCGUGAUCCGCGCCGAACUGGGCUUCACGAUCCCGCUGCUCAUGGAGUUUCCCAAGUGCUACUGGAUAUGGAACUAUCGAUUAUGGGUCCUGCAGCAAGCGAAUGAGAGACUCGACGUCGCCGCCGCCCGCCGAAUCUGGGAGGAAGAGCUGGGCCUUGUAAGCAAAAUGUUGACCAAGGACCGCCGCAACUUCCAUGCCUGGGGCUAUCGCCGCCAUGUCGUGACGCAAUUGGAAAGCCCAGUGCUGGACGGGCGAAGCAUGGUUGAGCCUGAGUUUGAGUACACAACCAAGAUGAUCCACGUGGAUCUUUCGAAUUUCUCGGCAUGGCAUAACCGCAGCCAGCUGAUUCCCCAACUCCUCGCCGAGCGUAAGUCGGACGAUGACUCCCGCAAGGCGUUCCUCGAUAAAGAACUCGACCUUGUCCGUGAAGCCCUGAAUGUUGGCCCCGAAGACCAGUCCCUCUGGUUCUAUCACCAGUACCUGGUCCUGAAUCUUGUUGAGCGAGCUGGCAGUUCGCCAAUAGCACCGCAUUUGACAGUGGACGAGCGGAAGUCGUACAUCCUCCGCGAAAUCGUCGACAUCAAAGACCUAUUAGAAGACUACGACGAUAUUAAGUGGAUAUACGAGGCGCUUGUGGAGUAUACUACCGCCCUCUGGCAGUUGACAGGCCAGGUUCGAGAACAACAGGAACAACGCGAUGUGGGGGUCUGGCUUGCAAGACUUAGAGAGCUGGAUCCCAUGCGAAACGGAAGAUGGAAUGACUUGGAGACGCAGCUUGAUCUCACAGGGAUUCCCACGGAGUGAACCAGUGUUGGGCCAGUUCGCCAUACAAACAAAACACUCGUGUAUAUGAGCAUUGCUUGUAUAUUGUAGAAAUAGACGAUUCCAUCACAUUGUGAAUGACUACCUGGCCCUGAACACCAACGGGAAUACGUAGUCGUCAUGCAACUGGCUUGUGCUUACUGUGCACUCGUUGGAUCAGAUGGUGUUCUAUAUCUUCAUGCAUUAUUAGAAGAGUGCAAACGAAUGAAUAAAGCUACAACUACAACCACAUUGCAAAA
Molecule: messenger RNA, 1580 nt
Organism: Ilyonectria robusta
Lineage: Eukaryota; Fungi; Ascomycota; Sordariomycetes; Hypocreales; Nectriaceae
Exons: 4
Coding region: 70-1323 (417 amino acids)
Biological process (GO): protein geranylgeranylation
Cellular component (GO): Rab-protein geranylgeranyltransferase complex; cytoplasm
Molecular function (GO): Rab geranylgeranyltransferase activity
Source: RefSeq, a predicted model, not a curated record